Molecule: messenger RNA, 3038 nt
Organism: Dreissena polymorpha
Lineage: Eukaryota; Metazoa; Mollusca; Bivalvia; Myida; Dreissenidae
Product: protein archease-like
Exons: 7
Coding region: 133-807 (224 amino acids)
Biological process (GO): tRNA splicing, via endonucleolytic cleavage and ligation
Cellular component (GO): tRNA-splicing ligase complex
Source: RefSeq, a predicted model, not a curated record
ACCGCCGGAAGCAUGCUUGUCAAUUUGUAAACAAAACUACAUGCAUUGCACCACAAUGUAAUAACACUGAAUACUUUUAGAGCCAAAUAGUUGUAUACAAUUUCUGCGUGCUUCAAACUGUAAGUGAAAAUAAUGGCUGACAAACGAACCCGCGAUUCAGAGAGUCCAGGGGGUGAACAUGACAGUGAUGGGAAAAUAGAAAAACAACCGCGACUUGAAGGAAACGCGAGUCCAAGAGAUGAUCAUGGUGAUUAUGGCGAAUAUGAGGGUGAUGAUAAUAAAGGUGGCGUUGAUGAUGAAGAAAAUAGAGGUGGCGGUGAUGGUUAUGAUGAUGAUGAUCCGUAUGAUGAUGGUGCUGGCGGUGAUAGUGCAAACAUUUAUGGAAAAUACGAAUACCUUGAUCACACAGCUGAUGUGCAAAUUCAUGCCUGGGGAGAUUCACUGAAAGAGGCUUUUGAGCAGGCGGUGCAGGCGAUGUUCAACUAUAUGACCACUGACUUCUCCACUGUUGAAAUGACAGAUGAACAUGAGGUGGAGGCACAAGGAGAGGACCUGCAGUCUCUUCUGUUCCACCUCAUGGAUGAGUGGCUGUUUGCUUUCUCUGCUGAACCAUACUUUAUUGCACAGAAAAUAGAAAUUACAGAAUUUGACACAGAAAAUUUUCGCAUCAAAGCCAAAGGGUACGGCGAGGAGUUUGAUAUCUCCAAGCAUCCCCAGGGUACGGAGGUGAAGGCAAUCACUUACUCCAAUAUGCAGAUCCACGACUCGGAUGAGAAACACGAGGUCUUUGUCAUCAUUGACAUCUGACACAGAUGAACACUAAAAUAUAUGAGUUUGUCUUUGGGAAAGCGGGGCUUACAUUACAGAGACAAUAGUAGGGACAUGCAAUAAUAUUUUGGCCUCGCUUUAGGAAAACAGGGCUUAAUGCAUGAUUUACCUGACAAUAAAAUAACAAAAGAGCAAUAUGAGGGCUUGAUAAUUUUUAUGUCCCCCACCACUAUAGUGGGGGACAUAUUGUUUUUGCCCUGUCUGUUGGUCUGUCUGUUGGUUUGUUUGCUCCAACUUAAACAUUUUGCAAUAACUUUUGCAAUAUUGAAGAUUGCAACUUCAUAUUUGGCAUGCAUGUGUAUCUCAUGGAGCUGCACAUUUUGAGUGGUGAAAGGUCAUGGUCAUCCUCAAGGUCAGAGGUCACAAAAAUUCAAAGGGCACAGGAGGGGACAAAGUGUUUUGACAAACGCAUUUCUGAUUUUUUUUAAGUAAUAUCUAGAAAGACAUAUAAGCUUUGCUCUGGAAAGCAGGGCAAUCUGCAAAAUGCUAAUAAGGGUCAUCCCUCUCCGCCUUAAUGAUAUUUUUUGUUUGAAAAGAAUUCUCUUAUAAGCCAAAAAUCAGUUUUAGUGCAAAGUGUUCUCACUGAUUAGUCUUUGCAGAUGUAUAAACAGAGAUGACAUUUGACACAUUGAGACAUGUAAAAAAAAGACUACUGCUUAUGACCUUUUCUACAUUGGCAUUUACUACAUGUGAUAUAAAGACCCUGAUUAACAGUCAUGGUCAUAUUGUUGGUUUCAUUUUAAGUGCACAAAAGAUUUCAAUUUCCCUCACUUCAGCACUCCUGUUUUAAUUUAUGGAGAAUCUGCAUGCCCCAAACUUCUGUCUUCUGAAGUUCUCCUCAGUGUCACCUGAUGGUGGAAUCACAUUUUUGACACAUGAUGAUAUAUUAUCUGAUUACCGGUAAUAUCAUUUUUAUGCCCCCCUUCGAAGAAGAGGGGGUAUAUUGCUUUGCUCAUGUCGGUCGGUCGGUCUGUCGGUCCGUCCACCAGGUGGUUGUCAGACGAUAGCUCAAGAAUGCUUGGGCCUAGGAUCAUGAAACUUCAUAGGUACAUUGAUCAUGACUCGCAGAUGACUCCUAUUGAUUUUGAGGUCAAAGGUCAAGGUGACGGUGACCCGAAAUAGUAAAAUGGCAUUUGAAUGAUAACUCAAGAACGCAUACCCCUAGGAUCAUGAAACUUCAUGGGUAGAUUGAUCAUGACUCGCAGAUGACCCCUAUUGAUUUUGAGGUCAAAGGUCAAGAUCACGGUGACCCGAAAUAGUAAAAUGGUUUCCGGAUAAUAACUCAAAAAUGCAUACGCCUAGGAUCUUGAAACUUCAUGGGUAGAUUGAUCAUGACUCGCAGAUGACCCCUAUUGAUUUUGAGGUCACUAGGUCAAAGGUCAAGGUCACGGUGACCCGAAAUAGUAAAAUGGUUUUCGGAUGAUAACUCAAGAACGCAUAUGCCUAGGAUCAUGAAACUUCACAGGAAGAUUGAUCAUGACUCGCGGAUGACCCCUAUUGAUUUUGAGGUCACAAGGACAAAGGUCAAGGUCACGGUGACCCGAAAUAGUAAAAUGAUUUUCGGAUGAUAACUCAAGAACGCUUUUGUCUAGGAUCAUGACACUUCAUAGGUACAUUGAUCGUGACUCGCAGAUGACCCCUAUUGAUUUUCAGGUCACUAGGUCAAAGGUCAAGGUCACAGUGACAAAAAACGUAUUCACACAAUGGCUGCCACUACAACGGACAGCCCAUAUGCGGGGCAUGCAUGUUUUACAAACAGCCCUUGUUUUAUUACAAAUGCAAAUCUGCCUUUAUAUAGAUGUGAAGAAUAUAACACCACUUUGGCAUCAAUUAAAGAUGGUUUCUUUAAAUUCUGUCACAUUUAUGGCUAUAUUUUUGUUUGCAAUCUCAUGUGAGCAAGCUUUCCAUUGUCAAUGUUUUAUACUUUUAAUGUGCAUUUGCAUACAGAUGGUACAUAUGCUCUGUGGAAAGGGGAUUUAAUGCAUGUGCGUAAAGUGUCGUCCCAGAUUAGCCCGUGCAGUCUGUCUCUUCUUUGCAAAAAUCCAGUUUAGGUGGAAAAUGUUGUCCCUGAUUAGCCUGGGUGGACUGCAUUUAACCCCCUUUUCAAAGAGCACAGCCCAUAUACAAAAGUGUGCAUAUAUGUCUGUAUUUACACUGCAACGUGUGGGUAUUCUUUGUUAUUAAAAUCUGAAUAAAAAAGCUGUUGUGCA